Molecule: messenger RNA, 1878 nt
Organism: Diachasmimorpha longicaudata
Lineage: Eukaryota; Metazoa; Arthropoda; Insecta; Hymenoptera; Braconidae
Product: type 2 phosphatidylinositol 4,5-bisphosphate 4-phosphatase
Exons: 6
Coding region: 407-1168 (253 amino acids)
Biological process (GO): phosphatidylinositol dephosphorylation
Cellular component (GO): plasma membrane; lysosomal membrane; phagocytic vesicle membrane
Molecular function (GO): phosphatidylinositol-4,5-bisphosphate 4-phosphatase activity
Source: RefSeq, a predicted model, not a curated record
UGAUGCCCUGACUCGUGUCCCCUUCCCAUCCUGAUUUAUUUUGGAAAAAUUAAUAAUCUAAAAGACGGCACACCGCUGCCCCGCCUGAUCAACAACGCUGACAAGCGCAGAGUUGUCAGAUGUCGCUGGCUCACUCUUCGCAUCUCCAUGGGGUAGACGAUUGUAAAUACAUCCAAAAAUAUUCACUUUUUGACAGUAGUGAGAAAACAAGAAUCGUGAUGGCGACGAGGGUAGACUGAGACAUUUGCAGGACUGUGUAACCACCGAUAAUUAAUAAAUAACUUGGUGAAUUGGUUAGGACCACCUCGAUCCGAACUAAUUGAUCGUCUUGGGAGGGAUAUCCCGGCUGGGUCAACAGAAAGUUGAUCGUCACAGAGUGAAUCAUCAAGCCCUUUUGUUUAACACAAUGGGUGAUGGUAAAGAGGCCGAGCGCCAACCACUUCUCAAGAAUGAUAGUGUCACGUACAGCUCCCACAGCAGCGAUGUCAUUGACGGUACACAACCUAAUGUCAACACAGUAUCGCCAAUUGGUCCUGAUGAGGUGCCCCCACCCUAUCAGUCAGCUAAUCAGAGUGGCAUGCCCAUGGUCACCUGCAGGGUUUGUCAGGCUAUGAUUGAUAUUUCCGGUAAAAGAGAUCAGCAUGUCGUCAAGUGCGGUCAGUGCAAUGAAGCAACGCCAAUAAGGAAUGCUCCACCGGGAAAGAAAUACGUCCGAUGCCCCUGCAACUGUCUUUUGAUCUGCAAGAGUUCAUCACAGAGAAUUGCCUGUCCCAGGCCCAAUUGCAAACGCAUAAUCAAUCUUGCACCUAGUCCUGUUACACCACCAGUGCUGUCAAUGCCAGGAAUGUGCAGGGUCUGCUGUGCCCACUGUCACGAUACUUUCCUGUUCAAUACUCUCAACAAUGCACUGGCUCGAUGUCCCCACUGUCGCAAAGUGUCUUCCGUAGGGCCAGAUUUCGCUAAAGGACGGGGAAUAAUGUUUAUUACUAUUGGAAUCAUUGCACUUGUGAUUGGAAUCGCUGUGACUGUUGGCACAUAUUCGCUAGUGGGCACCAAUGGUGGCAUUUACGUGGCGUAUGUCGGUGCAUUCUUAGUGGCUCUGCUGUGCCUUGGGAGGAGCCUCUACUACUGUACACUGAAAAUUAGUCUAAUAGAAGGCCCAUUGUAGGAGUAAAACAUCCACAACGAAACUAUUGCAAUGAUGCUGAUCAUGAAAGAGAACGCGACAUAUACAACUUAUUGAAAGAGCAGAGGAAAAUACUGAUUUUAUCUUUGACGUCGUAUAAAUUUUAGAAUUAUUCUUUCAUGAAUUUAUUAUUAAUUGCCGUUUCAAGGUGGGCAGAGGGACAAUGCAUGGGAAAAAAUAUUCAAUGCAUACGUUUAUGUCUCGAUAACAGCAAUGCGAUUUCGUGACAAUUGCGGUAUACAUGGAGAUGACAGAUUUACUCAGUCGAUUUUUGCGUUUCUUUCCUCUAAUUGGCAACUAAUUAAAUGGAGAAAGGCAUGAGAAUGUUUCGAUGAUUAUGACUGGUCCACUGUGACUGUAUAUAGAGUAAUGAGUCGAGGGUGCAACUUCCAUGAGAAUGUGAAAGAUUUUUUUUUCCUGAAGAUCCAAAAGAAAAUUCCUAUUUUUUACGUUUAUUAUUUGUUUUACUAAUUGAUGCUAUUCUUGCAUGAAUGGCGGGGGGAGUUGUAUUUAAUCUGGUGGGAAUCCUGAUGAGGUCGAUGCUGGAACCCACGUGAAAUUGCUGAAAAUGUUGAUAUCUUACCAUCCGCUCCGUUAUUAUUGUAAUUAACGAGUACUGAUGUAAUUCAUAUGUCACUUUACCGAAUGGUUAAUAUUAUGGAAUAAUAAAAAUACGUGAUUUUAUGAGAGGA